UUAAUUUCUGAUCCUUGAAUCAACAUAAUCAUAUAGCACCAAAUCUUAAGAUUUUAAUCUCCAAUCUGCAUUAAAAAUUCCUCAGCUAUUACCUAUGCAAACUGGUUUAUUUGAAUUUACGACUGGAGAAAUAGUAGUUAUAUGUUAUAUCAUUGACAAAAAUUUCCAUAUUUGCAGAAAGUUUGCUAAAAUGAGUGAUUCAAAAAAUGAAGAAUUUAGUUUGGAUUAUUUGCAAAAAGCAGCAGACUAUCUUAGAAAUCAAGUACCGUUCACUCCAAAACUUUUGAUUAUUUGUGGAACUGGUUUAGGGGGCCUCUCAGAAAACCUACAAAACCAAAUAGAAUUCAAUUAUAAGGAUAUACCCAACUUUCCUGUGAGCAAUGUUAAAGGUCAUGCAGGAAAACUAAUUUUUGGAACCCUGUCGGAGGCAAAAAUAGUAUGCAUGAAAGGCCGUUUCCAUUAUUUCGAAGGCUAUUCCCUGCAAAAAAUCGCCACCCCAAUCAGAAUCCUAAAACUACUCGGUGUAGAAGGUCUCAUAGUCACAAAUGCUGCAGGAAGCGUAAACGAAGACUACAAAGUGGGCGACAUAAUGAUUAUAAAAGAUCACGUAAACUUUCUGGCUUUUGGCGGACAACAUCCCCUGAGAGGACCCAAUGAACAUUUUUUCGGAGAAAGAUUCUUUCCCAUGAAUAGAGCGUAUGAUAGAGAGCUCAUUAGAAUUGCCAAGGAGGUAGCUGAAAAAAUGGGGAUUUCAGAUGAUUAUCAUGAAGGUGUCUAUGGACUUUACGCUGGACCGAAUUAUGAAACAGUAGCAGAAGUUAGGAUAUUGAAAAUGUUAGGAGUUGAUGCUGCAGGAAUGUCAACUAUACCAGAGGUUCUUGUGGCCAAGCAUUGCGGCAUGUCAGUGUUUGGCUUUAGUUUCAUAACGAAUCGUUGUAUUCAUUGCUAUGAUGAACCAGAUGAGCCAAAUCAUGAUGAUGUUCUGAAAGCUGUAAUGGAAAAAUCUGAAACAGUCAAGAAAUUUGUAGCAAACCUAAUUCAAGAAACUAAACAAAGAUGGAAAUAAGAUCAUUCAAAGCAUUAUUGACAAAAUAAUAUUAUUUCUCUUACAACAAAAUAGAUGUACCUAUGUAUCAUUUUAUCCAAAACUUUCAAAUAAUGUAAAGACGGACAUUUCACAUUAGCUUGCUUAGAAGUAGGAGUAGAACGCACAAAAAAAGUACUAUUUUGGAUAGCAGGUAGCGAAGAUAUUGGACGAUAAUUUAUGCAUUCCUCCUCACUCCUUAUAUCCCUUAUUUUUGUAUACAGGUUUGCUUGAUCGAAAACAGCAGUUAGGUAUAUUCUAAGUUUCAGCAGUGAGAUGCAUUGAGUUGGUUUAUAAUAAUUUUUAAUAAUAAUAAUUUUAUUAUCAGAACUUCAAAUUACAAUAAGCUGCUAUUUAACUGA
Ceutorhynchus assimilis (cabbage seed weevil) is the source of this 1446-nucleotide messenger RNA. Lineage: Eukaryota; Metazoa; Arthropoda; Insecta; Coleoptera; Curculionidae. The record is from the annotation of a GenBank genome assembly.